GGAAAUGGCAUAGGGACGGUGGAGCUGGAGCGUAGAUGCGCAGCAGCUACAAGGAAACGUCCACUAUGGCUGAGACCCACAGUUUACAGGACCUCCAGCAGCCAGCUGUGUCCUCCAAGGUGUUUGUCCAGAGAGACUACGGCUCAGGAACCAUCUCCAAGUUCCAGACCAAGUUCCCCUCUGAGCUCGAGUCAAGGCUUGAUAAGCAGCAGUUUGAGGAAACCAUCCAGACUCUCAACAACUUGUACGCAGAGGCAGAGAAACUAGGGGGGAAGUCUUAUUUGGAGGGCUGCCUGGCUUGUCUAACUGCCUACACAGUAUUCCUCUGUAUGGAAACACACUAUGAAAAGGUGUUGAAGAAGAUUUCGAGGUACAUUAAGGACCAGAAUGAGAAGAUUUAUGCUCCCAGAGGCUUGCUGUUGACUGACCCCAUAGAGAGAGGCCUCAGAGUCGUUGAAAUUACCAUCUUUGAAGACAGAAAUAUUGGUUCUGGAAGAUAAAGAACCGUUGGUAUGGAGUCUUUCUGGUGUAUUAUUUUAAUGAAAAAUCAUUAUCACCACUGUAUCACCACAUUUGAGCUCUUAACUCAAGAUAUCUGGAUUUUAUUAAGGGAUUUUACUUAACGUCAGCCGUGAAGCUUGUUCUUUUUAGCCACAAACGGAUCACUGACCACUUUUCAUUUAAUUAAAUGUGUGAUCACUUAAGCAGGACAUUUACUACUAUCUAGUGCUCAUAACACUAGAAUCUUCAUUGUCUGUACCCGUUGACUAUUCUUCAUGACAUAAUAUUCUUUCUUUCUACCUCCUCAGUAUAUUUGUUGACCAGAAACUCAUCAUCUGUCUGGCAGCAAAUAUUCAGAUGUCUGCUUCACCUGAAUCGAUGUAUAUAAUUUAGAUCUGAUCCUCUUCUCUGUUAUUUAUGAGUACUCUACUGUCUGCCUAUCCUAACAUGUUUGUAAAUGUGUGUUCAUGUCUAUUUGAUACAUGCAGUGAUGUACAAAUCAUGUCCUAGUUGAUCAAGACAGUUCUUUAUGAACAGUGCCAUUGUGUUAAAUGCCUCUUUUUGACCAUGGUAAAUAUAAGUGAUUUCACUUGUGUAUGUUUUUUUUUUUGCAAAUAAUAUAAAGUCAAAUUAUGUAUGUAGUCACCAAGAACUGUUAAGAGAGUUGUUGGCCCGGUUCGUAAACUAUAACCCUGUUAUGGGCAGCGCUCCACAGUGUUGACAUGCUGGUUGUAGCCUUUGUUGAGGCAAAUGUUUUGUUAUCAGUACAUGAAUGUGACACUUUUUUUUGGGGGGGAGAGUCUUGUCUUGUAAAAUAUGCACUUGGAAGUUCUGAACUGGAUUUUUGUGACUGAAGAUGGAGCAUGUAUACUGUUUGUACGUCCAUCACAAUAUAACAGCGUGACCUGGUAGAUUUUGAGAAGUUUCCAUCUGUGUCAUAGUACAACAUCACUAAAUCUUAGUCAAGUCCUGUUACAUGUUUCCCACGAGAUGCACCAUCUAUAUUACGAAUGUCCUCCCACUUAUCCAUAAUCACCAAACGCUACAGAAACCUUAAACACUCUCAACACCACAGAUGAUUGCUAUUGGUGUUUGAUGCAGCUGGUUUACUUUUCUAAUAAAUAUUGUUCUGUUUUAUCUAAAUAAAAUGUCCUGCCUGAAAUAUGUAUAA
Molecule: messenger RNA, 1672 nt
Organism: Anarrhichthys ocellatus (wolf-eel)
Lineage: Eukaryota; Metazoa; Chordata; Actinopteri; Perciformes; Anarhichadidae
Gene: golga7
Product: golgin A7
Exons: 5
Coding region: 36-500 (154 amino acids)
Biological process (GO): Golgi to plasma membrane protein transport; protein targeting to membrane; peptidyl-L-cysteine S-palmitoylation
Cellular component (GO): Golgi stack; palmitoyltransferase complex
Source: RefSeq, a predicted model, not a curated record